UGUAUGUUUUCACUUUAAAACUCUGCAUUUUGCUACUUUCUACCUUCCACUGCUGCUGUCUCUCACUCUUGCUGAUUUCCACUUUAUCACUUUCCACUACAUCAUUACUUUAUUGCUCUCUGCUUUCACUGUUUCUAUUGUCCACUUUUGACACACGUCACUUUCACUAUUUUCUCCUCUAUCACUUUCCACUAUAUCACUUUCCACUAUAUCACUUUCCACUACAUCACUUUCCACGACAUGAUUUCCACUACAUCACUUUCCACUACAUCACUUUCCACUACAUCACUUUCCACUACAUCACUUUCCACUACAUCACUUUCCACUACAUCACUUUCACUUUAUUACUCUCUGCUUUCACUGAUACUCGUCACUCUCACUACUUUCCCCGUCAUCACCUUUUUUAACAUCUUCACUUCAUCGCUCUUCUUUACUGCUCCUUGCCCUGCCUUUCGACCCUAAGGCUCGUGUUGGCUGCGGGCCCCCACAUGCCCCAAACCUGGCCCUAGAACCGCGCGAAUGCCGCGCCAAUAAAUGUCCCAACGGUCCCCAGACACCCUAAUAACCCCAUCAUCUUCCGCCAAAAACAGCCGAAAUCAUAGAAAGUCACAAACAU
Messenger RNA from Metschnikowia bicuspidata var. bicuspidata NRRL YB-4993, 616 nucleotides. RefSeq lists its product as uncharacterized. Lineage: Eukaryota; Fungi; Ascomycota; Pichiomycetes; Serinales; Metschnikowiaceae. The annotation marks the transcript as partial. The record is from RefSeq and is a predicted model, not a curated record. The transcript has 2 exons.